AUGGCCGCCCAACACUACCGCAAAAUAGAGCUGCAAUCCCCAGCAGACUUCACCUUCCUAUACGCAAACACAGUCGGUCUCUCGCGCCAAAAACUCGACCUGAACCUUCCCCCGUCCGCAACAAACGAUGACGCCCCAGAUCCAAUGCGCGAACGCGUCCGGGAAUUGGUUGAUGAGUACAUAAACGACACAUUCAUGACAGCGGCAUCCUCUAUAAGCAUUAACGGCAUUGAGGCCUCGCAUCCACAAUUCCCCUUCCCAGCUGCAUUUACAGCAACAGAAACAGUCGAAUACGAACAAUUUGACUCGGACCUUGCAUCGCGUGUCUCGGCUCUAUAUGCUCAACUUGAGUCUCUUACUACGAGCGUUGCACAAUUGCGACGGGAUGCGCCGCGACAAGCGGCAAGGGCAUAUGCGAAGGAGUUGAAUCGGGUUAUUGAGGAUGAAGGGUUUGAGGAAGAGGAGGAAGAGGAAGAGGCUGAUACUAUGGAGGAAGACAAAGCAGAGGAAAUGGAUGUGGAUAAGGAUGGAGCCAAUGGAUCUACGAAACACAACAAGGAUGGCGAGCGGAUACCGCUUAAUGACUCCUUACGAAAACGUAAACGGCCUGAUCCUAAGUGGGAAUUGGAGAUUCCAUUGGGGACUGAGGAGGAGGCGGAGAGGUGGCGAAGUGGGGAUAUGGCUGAUGUUUAUGGGAGCGCGCUGAGGACUUUGCAACGCUUGCAGGGGGAAGAGAGUGUUGAGGAGGGAACCGAGGGUAAUGCCUUGGCUACUACGGUUGGGAAGGCUGAGAGGGCUGGACGGGCGGCGGAUGUUGUUGAGCAUAUGUAG
Penicillium angulare is the source of this 831-nucleotide messenger RNA. RefSeq lists its product as uncharacterized. Bases 1 to 831 code for a protein of 276 amino acids. Lineage: Eukaryota; Fungi; Ascomycota; Eurotiomycetes; Eurotiales; Aspergillaceae. Gene Ontology annotation, biological process: mitotic sister chromatid segregation. The transcript has 2 exons. The record is from RefSeq and is a predicted model, not a curated record. Gene Ontology annotation, cellular component: kinetochore; MIS12/MIND type complex.